Molecule: messenger RNA, 1071 nt
Organism: Aspergillus ochraceoroseus IBT 24754
Lineage: Eukaryota; Fungi; Ascomycota; Eurotiomycetes; Eurotiales; Aspergillaceae
Exons: 3
Coding region: 153-932 (259 amino acids)
Source: RefSeq, a predicted model, not a curated record
CUUCUCUCUAUCUCCUAGCUAGACCUAAUUGAAUCCAUUUCAGUCAACUCCUCCUGUCAUCAUUUGACGACCUCUUAUCAUAACUUAAUCCUUCUCAGUCAUUCUACAGUCUACUACAUUUUGCCUACCCGCGUCUAUUGAUUAUCACAACCAUGCCUGAGCCUCAGAAACACAAGGAGCUACGGGUUGCGCUCCGUGCGCUCGCGAAACACUUUAAUAGUCUUGAGACACAUCAAUUCAAUCACAGCUAUCUAAAGACGCACAAAGUAGACGUCUUGUCCAUGGAUCUAGAUAAUACUAAGACCAUGCCGAAAUUUUUCACCCCAUGCGCCGCCUCUCUGUUGAUAAACCCUGAUUAUGAAUAUGACCGGGAUAGGAUGAUGUAUCAAGACUUUGAUUCAGUUAGCCCAAUUUACAGGCUCCCAAUCAAUUGUACGCGUAACAUGAUCAGUUAUUUCUCCUACUAUAUAUUUGCCAGCGAUCUUCAUAGCAAUGACUAUGGCAGGUGGUCUAGUAUCAGUAUUGAUGAUGAGCCUUUUACAGGCUUAUAUGAUUAUCAGUCUCCUGGAUAUGGAACCCCCACAGCUGCUGAAUUUACAGAUGGUUCAUGUCCGCACGUGAAAGCCAUGAUCUAUAAUGAUCUGGAAGGUAAUGAUGGUCAACUUUUACGAGGAGAGAUUAUAAUUACUCUCCGCUUAAUUUAUGCACAAUUCAGGAGGCCCCAUUUUUUCAAACAUCUAACUGCCCCAGUUCUUCUUUUCUCCUUCAUGGGGCCCCAACAUGCUCGGAUUAUCGAAGCAUAUUUUGAUGGCAGCUCGCUGGUGAUGCGUCCAACUCGGUUAUUUGAUCUUCGUAAGAAGGACGAGGCCUUGAUUAAAACUUUUGGGCAGUGGUUUCUUGGAAGCCCGACUGGAGAUACUCAACAGAUAUGAGGAAUGUCUAUGAUAGGUCUAUUGGUUCUUUGUCUUUAUCCUUGUUUUGAAGUAUCUUUAGGUGUAGGGUCUGGGCUCAAAAUGCUAUAUUUGCGAAGAAUACAGGUCUGUCGAGAAUCUUAUUGUUGCUAGUGUGAUU